Molecule: messenger RNA, 1202 nt
Organism: Propithecus coquereli (Coquerel's sifaka)
Lineage: Eukaryota; Metazoa; Chordata; Mammalia; Primates; Indriidae
Product: chromosome unknown open reading frame, human C1orf35
Exons: 8
Coding region: 49-834 (261 amino acids)
Source: RefSeq, a predicted model, not a curated record
CGGUCGGGUCCGCGGGUCCUGGGCCGCGGGCGGCGGCCGCGCGGCGCCAUGUUCGGCUCCAGCCGUGGCGGGGUGCGCGGCGGGCAGGACCAGUUCAACUGGGAGGACGUGAAGACCGACAAGCAGAGGGAGAACUACCUGGGUAACUCGCUGAUGGCGCCCGUGGGCCGCUGGCAGAAGGGCCGCGACCUCACCUGGUACGCCAAGGGCCGGGCGCCCUGCGCGGGGCCGAGCCGCGAGGAGGAGCUGGCGGCUGUGCGGCAGGCGGAGCGCGAGGCGCUGCUGGCAGCGCUCGGCUACAAGAACGUGAAGAAGCAGCCCACCGGCCUGAGCAAGGAGGACUUCGUGGAGGUGUGCAAGCGGGAAGGCGGUGACUCCGAGAAGGGCGUGGACCGGCUGCUGGGGCUGGGCAGCGCCAGUGGCUCCGCGGGCCGCGUGGCACUGUCUCGGGAGGACAAGGAGGCCGCCAAGCUGGGGCUGGCUGUGUUCACGCACCACCGCGUGGAGAGCGGCGGGCCUGGGGCUUCAGCAGCCUCAGCCAGGAGGAAGCCGCGAACCGAAGACCAGGCAGAGGCCAGCUCUGAGAGCCACAAGAAGAGCAAGAAAGAGAAGAAGAAAAAGAAGAAGAAGAGACACAAGAAAGAGAAGAAGAAAGACAAGGAGCACAGGCGGCAGGCUGAGACCCCCGCGCCCACUUCUCCUGCUGGGCCUGGGCACCGCCGCCAUGACUCUGACUCCUCCUCCCCCUGCUGCAAGAGGAGGAAGGGACACAGCGGGGAUGGUGGGAGAAGCCCAUCCUCCCGCCGGCGGCAGGACGGAGACUCUGAUGCCUGAGUUGAGGACCCUGCCUGCCUGGCGCUCGCUCUCGCCCCUCCUGUCUGGGUGAGGUUGAGGGCUGCUCCCUGGGCCUGGCCUGCUGGGCCUCUGGAGCUGGCCAGCCAGCUAGGAGGGGCCUGCUUGGUGGAAACUCCUCCAGGGGAGCAAGCCCUGGGUGCAUGCGGAGGCCAGCAGGUUCUCCGGGGAGCAUGCCCUGGCUCCCCACGCGGCCUGGCUUUGGUCUGACAGCCCCCGGCCCGCAGGCAAAGGUGAGCCUGCCCAGGAGGUCCCAGCAGAGACCCAGCUCCGUGUCCUGUGUGACCUGAGCACCCCAACCCCUCUGCCUCUCGUUUAGCUGUGGCCAAGUAGGGUUACAUCUAUUUUUC